CUCAGGAAGAUGAUAAUUUACCUUUAUCUAAAAUAUCUGAAAUUGUUGAAAUUUCAGAAAAUAAUCUUUUAGAAAAUGAGAUUUGGACUGAAGAAGAGCUUUCAAAAUUUAAAAAAAUAUAUUAUAAAGAAAAAGAUACUUUUGAAAAACAAGAUGAUAAUAAUCAAAAAUUAGAGAAUGAAAUAAAUUUAUUACAAAAUAAUGAAUUUAAAAAAUCUUUUGAAAAAAAUUAUAUUUAA
This is a messenger RNA of Dentiscutata erythropus, 239 nucleotides long. Lineage: Eukaryota; Fungi; Glomeromycota; Glomeromycetes; Diversisporales; Gigasporaceae. The record is from the annotation of a GenBank genome assembly.